Messenger RNA from Trematomus bernacchii (emerald rockcod), 1658 nucleotides. RefSeq names its product PI-PLC X domain-containing protein 1 (gene plcxd1.2). Lineage: Eukaryota; Metazoa; Chordata; Actinopteri; Perciformes; Nototheniidae. Bases 107 to 1051 code for a protein of 314 amino acids. Gene Ontology annotation, molecular function: phosphoric diester hydrolase activity. The transcript is spliced from 6 exons. Gene Ontology annotation, biological process: lipid metabolic process. The record is from RefSeq and is a predicted model, not a curated record.
UGCGUGUGUGGGGUGUAUGUGUGAGAGCGAGGUGGAUGGGUUAAAGGGAUCAGAUAAAGGAAGUUAUAACUUGUUUAUUCCCGGUUUUUGAGUUUCUCCUGCAGUCAUGAGUAAGAUGAGCUGCAGCCAGGACUGGAUGUCCUCUCUCCCGGAGGAGCUGUGGGACACGCCGCUCACGGAGCUCGCCAUACCGGGGAGCCAUGAUGCGAUGAGUUACUGCCUCGACAUCAACUCUCCGCUGGUCCCGUCUGAGUCCGACUGCUUCAGGAUCCUCGACGGACUGUUCUACUGUUUCACCAGACCCACCAUCUUCAAAUGGGCCACAACACAGGACAAAAGCAUCGAGGAGCAGCUCUCCAUGGGGAUCCGAUACUUCGAUCUCCGCGUUGCACACAAACUCAAAGACCCCUCCAGCGACCUUUACUUCACACACGUCAUUUACACACAUCUAACCGUCCUGGAAACGCUGUCCUCUGUUGCCUUGUGGCUGAAGUCUCACCCGAAGGAGGUCGUUAUUCUCGCCUGCAGCCACUUUGAGGGAAUCAGCGACGAACUGCAUCAGUCUUUUAUCUUCUCCUUGAAGAAGAUGUUCGGGUCGAAGCUCUGCCCCCACAAGGUUUCGGCCCCCACACUGCGCAGCCUCUGGGCCGCGGGGCAGCAGGUCAUCCUCUCCUACGACUCCCAGCAUCCAUUGCGGCACCCGGAGCUGUGGCCGGACAUCCCGUACUGGUGGGCCAAUCAGCGCACAGCGAAGGAGGUCAUCAGUUACCUGGACUGGAACAAAGAGCAGGGCCGCCCAGAGGGUUUCUUCGUCUGCGGCCUGAACCUGACGGCAGAUCGGUGCUUCAUCACGGAGAACCUGCGGCAGUCCCUCCGGACGAUCACCUUCAGUAACUGGGAGUGUUUGCGGGGCUGGGUGGAGGAGCAGACCCCCGGCUCGGGCCCCCAAAGCCUCAACAUCAUCGCAGGAGACUUCGUGGGGCCCCUGCCUCUCUGCUCCCUCAUCAUCGCUCUCAACCAAAAACUUCUACGGAAGAAAAGCUCCAGAUAAAAAAACGUUUUUAUUCGACUGGAAACGGAUCCUUUAUGAUGUACAGCUUACCUCACUUUGUCUGCAUUAAGAGUAGGAACUGUAUUUUUUUUAAACUUCUGUAUCUGUUACUUUAAUUUAAGGAGGGUUUCUUUUGACAGAAAGAUCUCGUUUUGGAUAUACAACAGCUCCAAUAUAUGUUUACAAAAUCAUUCUUUUAGAAAAUGUUAUUAUUAAAUAUUUUAUUAUACUGUAAAAUACACAUAAACUUAAGAAAAAAAACCUUUGUAUUCCACGUGAACUGAUCCUGAAUACCUAACUUCCUCUUUUUAUACUAUUUAUACUGCAUCUAAGUGAAGGAAAUGUUAAGAAUAAUAUCUGUAAUAUCAUAUUUCUGUAUCUGUUACUAGAAAACAUUAUGUAUGUUUUUACUAUACAGCUCUAAUGUGCAAUAUAUCUACUAGAGCGUAUGUCCUUCUUUUACAGAAACAUAGUAGUGAAUAUUUUUAUUAUACUGUUUUGAUGUACUGCAUUACAAAAAUAUUUAAAUAAAGUUUUCCAUGGAAGCCAGCACAGGCAGGUGAGAAAAAUAAAUUCUUAGGAUCCAUUUUCUGAGUCUGAGACAAAA